Molecule: messenger RNA, 810 nt
Organism: Acanthocheilonema viteae
Lineage: Eukaryota; Metazoa; Nematoda; Chromadorea; Rhabditida; Onchocercidae
Source: the annotation of a GenBank genome assembly
AUGUCUCGAUCGCAUCAUACGAUGCUUACUGUAGGUUACUGUAGUGACCAUUCUAAUCGAAAGCUUGAACAAUUUGGCUAUUUUGAACCCGUCGUACAUUAUCUAAUUGGAGUCAUAGCAGGUAUAACAGGAGUGCUAACAGGUUAUCCGUUGGAUACAGUUAGAAUACGUCAACAAACCGAAGCUCAAAAUUUUUAUCGAUGCUGCUCAUCGAUCAUUCGAAAUGAAGGCAUGUUAGGAUUUUUUAAAGGAAUGUCAAGUCCAUUGGUAAGUUUUACAGCAAUUCAUUCCAUAGCAUUUGGCGUCUACGGCAAUACAAUCAAACUUUUCGAUAAUUAUCACAAUUUAAUUGGAUCGUUUAUUGCUGGCAAUCUGGCUGGUAUCGCACAGUGCUGCAUAUGCAUCCCGUCAGAAUUGCUUAAGAUUAAAUUACAGUUACAAAUGAAUAACAAGCAAAAAUUAUAUAUGUCAUCAUAUGAUUGUGCUCAAAAAAUGAUAAAGCAACACGGAUUUUUAUCGAUGUAUAAAGGUACAUGGAUUACAGUUGCUCGAGAUGGUCCCGGAUAUGGAGUGUGGUUUGUCACUUAUGAAUUUUGUGCACAAAAAUUAAGUAGGGAUGGCACAGCUUCCUCGCUUACAUCGUCCCAGUUGCUUCUAGCUGGAGGCAUUGCGGGUAUUAUGUCUUGGAUAUGUAAUUAUCCUUCGGAUGUGAUCAAAACGCAAUUCCAAGCUGACGAUAGCAUGCAUUCAUAUAGAAAAGUUAAUACGCGGCCAGAUAUGCCGUCAUUAACGGAAUCACUUAACGUUUGA